Molecule: messenger RNA, 1847 nt
Organism: Cornus florida
Lineage: Eukaryota; Viridiplantae; Streptophyta; Magnoliopsida; Cornales; Cornaceae
Product: ultraviolet-B receptor UVR8
Exons: 15
Coding region: 125-1411 (428 amino acids)
Source: RefSeq, a predicted model, not a curated record
AAGAGACGUUGCAGUUGUGCGAGCCAUCAGUUCCUUGGCCCAUUAACUGCUUGUGUGCGUGUAUAACAAAGACAAUUCUCUUCAUCAAAAACCUUUUCAUGAACGCUUUUCUAUUUGCUCUUCCAUGUUUUUGAUGAUGAGAGGUUGCGUACGACUCUCGAAUUUAACGACAUCUCUUAGAAAAGGGAAAUUGGGAUCAGGGUUUUGGGGAAGGAGGUGGAUUUCGAUGGAAGAGCAUCCGAGAAGAAAGAGAUUCGCAGCCUUGUGGGGCAAUGGUGAUUAUGGGAGGUUGGGUCUUGGAAGCGUGGAGUCCCAAUGGCGUCCUGCGUUUUGCUCUGCGUUCGAUGACCAAACCCUUCGCGACAUUGCUUGUGGUGGAGCUCACACCCUCUUCUUAACAGAAACUGGCUGUGUUUAUGCCACUGGUCUCAAUGAUUUUGGACAGCUAGGCGUAUCAGUCGAUAAAAGUUACACAACUGAGCCACUUGAAGUUUCUGGACUUCCCAAAGAAAUUAUAAAAAUUUCAGCUGGUUAUCAUCACUCAUCGGCUAUUACAGUGGACGGGGAACUCUAUAUGUGGGGGAAGAACUCGAGUGGGCAGCUUGGCCUUGGAAAAAGAGCAGCAAAAGUAGUUCCUACGCCAAGUAAAGUUGAAUGCUUGGAUGGGGUCACCAUCAAAACAGUUGCUUUGGGUUGUGAACACUCUAUUGCUGUUACAGAAAGAGGUGAGGCCUUAAGUUGGGGUGGAGGAGGGUCAGGAAGACUUGGUCAUGAACUUGAAUCAAGCCUUUUGGGGAUUUUAAGAACUACCAGUGAAUACACACCAAGGCUUAUUAAGAAACUUGAGGGAGUCAAGGUCAAAAGUGUUGCUGCUGGCAUGCUGCAUUCUGCAUGCAUUGAUGGAAAUGGUUCUCUAUUUAUAUUUGGGGAAAGAGCGGUGGAGAAAUUGGGCUUUGGGGAAGCAAACAAUGUGACAACACCAUCUAUGAUAAGCAAACUGCCAUUUUCCGAAGAAGUUGCUUGUGGUGGUUAUCACUCAUGUGUUAUUACAAGUGGUGGAGAACUGUACACAUGGGGCUCAAAUGAGAAUGGCUGUCUUGGUAUCGGCUGUACAUAUGUUACUCAUUUUCCUGAAAGAGUUGAAGGUCCAUUCUUGAAACAUCCUGUUUGCAAGGUAUCUUGUGGUUGGAAGCAUACAUCAGCAAUUUCUGAAGGCAAUAUUUACACAUGGGGCUGGGGAGGCUCGCAUGGAACUUUUUCCGAAGAUGGACAUUCUUCUGGAGGACAAUUGGGUCAGGGAAAUGAUGUCGACUACAAUGAACCAACGAUGGUUAACUUUGGCAAGAAUGUGAAGGCAUUGCAAAUAUCAUGUGGAUUUAAUCACACAGGUGCUGUACUUGAAUACAUUUGAACGAAGACCAUAGCUUUAGCUUCUCCUUGUUCAUUCUUUCACAGUCAAAGAGGCAUGAAAUCGGCAACCAUACAUGUCAUAAUUGAUCGGAAACCUCUAUGAUGAGGUGGUAUACAAAGUGAGGUAGAUAAUGUUGUAAAUCUUUACUAUAAAUAACGGUGUGCACAUGUAUACAGAAUAAAAUUCAUAAUCGAAAGGAACCUGUGACACGGCUGCAGAUGUAUUGGACUCAAAUUGUACUCGUGUAAAAUUUGUAAAAGCUACAAGAACCUGUUUGUAAUUCUAGAGAAAAACCCAUUGGUCUUAUUAGUAGCAAUAUAUGUUUCCUUACUAAUCCUUUGAUCUAUUUGCUGAACAAAUACUUGGCUCUGGUUGUUUUUCGUAAUACUCGGAAACUGGAGAUAUGAAAUGUGUAUCAUGUUUAAUUCGAAGUUAA